AUGACAGAGAAAAGACCAGAUAUAGAGGCUCGUCCUGUCAAUGGACGACGCGAUGAUGCCUUGGAGUAUCUGGAUGAACAUGCCAAUGUCCAGGAUGAGGAGACCGUCGAUCUUCAGGCCCUGCGACGGAAGAUCGACUACCGCAUUAUUCCGUUCAUGUUCUGCUGCUAUGUUCUGCAGUUCCUCGACAAGGUCAUGCUCAAUUAUGCUGCCGUGAUGGGCAUCAAGAAGGACCUGAAAUUAGUUGGCAAUGAUUUCACCAAUGCGGCGACCUGGUUCUUCAUUGCGUACUUGAUCGCAGAGGCUCCGAACGUGAUUCUCCUGCAAAAGACUCCCCCGGCCAAAUGGCUUGGAGCCAAUGUCUUCCUCUGGGGCGUUGCAGCGGCUGCUUCUGCCGGCGCCCGUGACUAUCGUACUCUCUUGGUCUCGCGUAUCUUCCUCGGCAUUUUCGAAGCCACGAUCGGUCCUUCUCUGAUGCUGCUGAGCAGUCAGUACUACACCAAAAGCGAACAGGCGCCACGAUUCACACUGUGGUAUGUUGGUCUGGGAGUGGCGCAGAUCCUGGGUGGUCUGAUUUCCUUUGGCUUCCAGCAUGUGCACAACGCCUCGUUCCAAGGAUGGCGCGUCAUGUUUCUGGUUCUCGGGCUGAUUACGUCCCUUGUUGGCGCCCUGAGCUUCUUCUUCUUGCCCGACACGCCGAUGAAGGCAAAGUGGUUGACCGAGCGCGAGAAGGUCGCUCUUCUGAACCACGUCAGCGUCAACCAGACCGGUGUGUGGAGCAGUGCCGUCAACGUAAGACAAAUCUGGGAGUCUGUAUUGGACGUUCAGCUGUGGCUCCUCAUGCUCAUCACCAUGCUGAUCUCCGUCUCCAGCGGAGUGGUGACCUCUUACUCGGCGACUUUGAUUGCCGGAUUCGGUUUCUCCGGCCCCAACGCGGCCCUGCUCAAUAUGCCCUCCGGCAUUGUCAGCAUCUUCUUCACCCUCCUCGUCGGCAUCGGGAUCCGCCGAGUCUCCCACCGCUGGGCCUGGCUCAUCGCCUGCACCAUCCCCGGUAUCCUCGGCGGCGGUCUGCUCUCCUUCCUGCCCAAGCACAACAAAGCGGGUGUUCUGAUUGGAAUCUACCUCGUCAAUGCGGUCGUUGCCACCCUCCCCAUCCUCUACCAAUGGACCUCGGCCAACUGCGCAGGAUAUACCAAGCGCGCGUUUGCGAGUGCGCUCGUCGCGGGCUCCUUCUCGGUCGGGAACAUCAUUGGUCCUCAGACGUUCCAGGCACGCGAUGCACCGGGCUAUCACCCUGCCAAGAUUGCAGUGCUGGCAACGCAGGCUGCUGCGUCGGUGCUCUCGGUCGUCCUCUUCUUGUAUUAUAUGUGGGAGAACAAACGCAGGGAUCGUGCUGCGGGAGGGCAGGAGGAGCAGGCGCAGGAUGACACCAGGUGGGCUGGGUUGACGGAUAGGGAGAACAAGAAUUUCAGAUAUGUUUACUAG
Messenger RNA from Aspergillus thermomutatus, 1485 nucleotides. RefSeq names its product putative MFS transporter. Lineage: Eukaryota; Fungi; Ascomycota; Eurotiomycetes; Eurotiales; Aspergillaceae. Gene Ontology annotation, cellular component: membrane. The coding region runs from base 1 to 1485 and encodes 494 amino acids. Gene Ontology annotation, biological process: transmembrane transport. The record is from RefSeq and is a predicted model, not a curated record. The transcript is spliced from 4 exons. Gene Ontology annotation, molecular function: transmembrane transporter activity.